AUGGUUGACUAUUCAAGUAAAUUAUUUUUAGGAUUUGAUUUAUCGACUCAACAAUUGAAAAUUAUAGUCACUGAUGAAGAUUUAAAACCAUUAAAAACAUAUAAUGUUGAAUUUGAUUCUCAAUAUAAACUGAAAUAUGGUAUUCAUAAAGGUGUAAAAGCAAAUGAAGAAGAUGGAGAAGUAAUAUCACCAGUUUUAAUGUGGUUAGAUGCUAUAGAUUACUUGUUUACUCAAAUGAAACAAGAUGAUUUCCCAUUUGAUAAAGUUGUUGGUAUUUCAGGAUCUGGUCAACAACAUGGUUCAAUUUAUUGGUCACAUGAAGCGGAAAGUUUAUUGAAUAAUUUGAAACCAAAUCAAGAUUUAUCAAAACAAUUAACAAAUGCAUUUUCAUGGGAGUAUAGUCCAAAUUGGCAAGAUCAUUCUACAAAUUCAGAAGCUUCAGAUUUUCAUAAUGCUGUAGGAAAAGAGAAUUUAGCUAAAAUUACGGGUUCAAGAGCUCAUUUAAGAUUCACUGGUUUACAAAUUAGAAAAUUUGCAACAAGAUCGCAUAAAUCCGAAUAUGAAAAAACUUCAAGAAUUUCCAUUGUUUCAUCAUUUGUAACUAGUAUCUUAUUAGGUAAAAUUGCAAAUUUGGAAGAAAGUGAUGCUUGUGGUAUGAAUUUAUAUAAUAUUUCAAAAUCAAGUUAUAAUGAAGAUUUAUUAGCUUUAGCAGCAGGUGUAAAUUCUAAAAUUGAUAAAGUUGAUAAAUCAGAUCCAAUAUAUGAAAAAUCAAUAGAUGAAGUUAGACAAAAAUUAGGCGAUAUAACUCCAAUAACAUAUGAAUCAAGUGGUGAAAUUUCAAAUUAUUUUGUUGAAAGAUAUAAAUUUAAUAAAAAUUGUAAGAUUUAUUCAUUUACUGGUGAUAAUUUAGCAACAAUCUUGUCAUUACCUUUACAACCAAAUGAUUGUUUAGUUUCAUUAGGUACUUCAACUACAGUAUUAUUAAUUACGAAAAACUAUGAACCUUCAUCACAAUAUCAUUUAUUUAAACAUCCAACUAUGCCUGAACAUUAUAUGGGUAUGCUUUGUUAUUGUAAUGGAUCAUUAGCAAGAGAGAAAGCAAGAGAUGAGAUUAACAAGAAAUAUAAAUUGGAUCAAAAAUCAUGGGAUAAAUUUAAUGAAUUAUUAGAUUCACAAAAAGCUUUUGAUAAUAAAUUAGGUAUUUAUUUUCCAUUAGGUGAAAUUAUACCACAUGCACCAGCACAAACCAUAAGAGCAAUAUUAAAAGAUGGUGAAAUUGAAAAAUGUAAAAUUGGAGAUGAAUUUAAAAUUGAAGAUGAUGCUUGUGCAAUUGUCGAAUCUCAAACAUUAAGUUGUAGAUUAAGAGCUGGUCCGAUGUUAUCAAAAUCAGGUGAUGCUAACAAGGAAGAAAGUACAGACGAAAUAAAUGAAGCUUAUAAUAAAUUAAUUGAUACUUUUGGUCAAUUGAAAACUGAUGGUAAAGAUCAAACAAAAGAUUCAUUAAUAGCAAGACCAAAUAGAUGUUAUUACGUCGGUGGUGCUUCCAAUAAUUUAAGUAUUAUAAAUAAAAUGGGUUCUAUUUUUGGUCCAAUUAAUGGUAAUUAUAAAGUUGAAAUACCAAAUGCUUGUGCUUUAGGUGGUGCUUAUAAAGCAAGUUGGAGUUAUAAAUGUGAAGAAGAAAAGAAAUUUAUACCUUAUGAUGAUUAUAUUAAGAAAUUAUUUGAUACAAAUGAUGAAUUGAAAGAUUUAAAAUGUGAAGAUAAAUGGAUUGAAUAUUUUAAAGGUGUAGGAAUGUUGGCAAAAAUGGAAGAGACUUUAAUGGAAGUAGAUUAA
This is a messenger RNA of Insectozyma verbasci, 1833 nucleotides long. The record is from the annotation of a GenBank genome assembly. Lineage: Eukaryota; Fungi; Ascomycota; Pichiomycetes; Serinales; Debaryomycetaceae.